AAGUGUCCUACGGUAAAAUCCAAAACCAGAUACGUGAAGCUCGUGAAUCAAAGCGGGGCGAGAAUCACAUACGUUACCGCGUUACCGUUGUGCGCGGUGUUGUGCUAACGCGGAGUGAUUGUCGCAAAUUUCACCAUCGUUCCUGCUGGUGUGUCGCAAACGUCGCAUACGACUAACUGCGAUUGUCCAUCGCAAAAUCCGAUUCGCAAUAUUCCAAUUGAAAUUUCGUUUGGGGACGACGUUCGACCAGGGACGAAUGCAUUACAAACAAUUUUGGAAUCACAAUAUUUAUUUUUUGCAUAAAUAAUCAAGCACGAUCACGCGUUACGCGCGCACUACACACGGAUCAUGGUAAAUAAUAUUGAAGUAAAGCAAUUGUUCAAUUACAGCAGAUUUCCAGACACAAAUGCUCUGCUGCUAUUGUAUCUACCAUUUGGAAUAUUACUUGUGCUAGUGCGAUUAAUACUAUUGCUCAUUGUUCUACUACUAUCCACAGUACUUCCAAAAGUUAAAUUCUUGCAAGUCAUCUAUCAAAAAUUGCUGUGCGUGACGUUUGGCAUUUCGGUGAAUGCCGAAAAUAUAGAGAGGAAGGAACAUGUUGAUGCCUAUGUGGGAAAUCAAGUUUCGGCUUUAGAUAGUUUUGUAAUUCAUAUUUUAACACAAUGUAUAACUCCUGCUGCUACUCUUGAUACACAGUUAUCAAAAUUGUUUGGGCAAAAGUUUCUUGGACCCUUAACCAACUUGGAAAGUCUGAAAAACAAUAUUGCGCAUUUUAACACAAGAUGUAAGGCUUCCUUGUUUCUGCAACCAGAAACAUCUGAGACCAAUGGCAAAGGUUUACUCAAGUUUAAUGCUUGGCAAUUCUCACUUGCUAGUAAAAUACAGCCAGUUCUUAUUGAGACAAGGCGUCCCGUUUUUAACAUCGCAAUUAGCACGAUUGACUCGAGCUACUGGAGCAAUUUAUUCUAUUACAUGUUUUCGCCUAUGACGGUGUACAGAAUUAGGUUCUUGCCGUCGGUGGAGAAGAAGGCAUUCAGUGAUGAUGAGUUCUGCAAUAAGAUACAGCUUGACAUGGGCAAGUCACUCAAUGUUACGGCGACGCAGUACACGGCGAAAGACAUGAAAGAGUAUCAAAAGAGAUAUGUUAUAGAGCAACAGCGGAUACAGAAUGUGCCAGUGCGCAAUGCGCAGAUGGCGGUGAUAAACGCCGAAAUACAGAGGAUGGGAAGACAAGUCAAGGAGGUUUUGCCUAUGGUUCCCCUUAACGUAAUUUACCGAGAUUUAGCAAAGACAAGAAAUAUUGAUGUAACAAUAACGAAUAUUCUGGAAGGACUUGUUACGUACACGCCGGAAACUCUUCCUACUCCGUCGACGGGCACGUCUUCCUCAUCGUCGCAAACGCGCUCUUCGACUCCAAUCCGCGUGCCCACCGUGACGGCCAACAACAAGGACCCAUUUAACACGGCGGCGUCGACAUUCGGCAAGUCAGCCAAUGAACGCACGCUCUCUUUUCAGGAACGCAAGGCUCAGUUAAUCGCGAACGCUCGCCAACGAUAUAUAGAAAAGCACGGUCUCAACUUGGCACUGAACAAUUGUUGAUUUCCUCCAACACACUUUAUUGUUCUCGUCGGUUUCACUGGAAAUACACAAAAUAUACCCCUAGUUUUGUCAUAUUAAUGAAAUUCGCAAGUCGCAAGCGCUUAGCGUCAAUACAUAAAUCAUAACAAAAACAAAGAGACGCAGAUAGGCGUAGUCCAGCAUAGAACUCUGAACCCAAUCUAAUUAAGUGAAUAUUACGUACAUUCAAUAUUUGUUUCCAACCUGUAACAGAUUUACUAAUAUUUCUUGUAAAUAUCGACUUCCGCGAGAAAAAAAAAACGAAAAUCAUUGCAAACGUUUCUAGUUUCUUUUAUGAAGAGAGAACAGGAAAUCAAAUACUGAACUGAAAUAUGAACUACAGAAUACUUGUUUUAUUUACUUUACAUUGAUGGUAAUCAAUUUUUAAAAACUAAUCUAAACAUAGUUAACUUAAAUAACUAAGUGAUAAUUCUAAUAACAACAGAUAGAUUUGUGAUUUAGCAACGAAGCGGACUGCCAAAUUAUUUAUUUUCAUAGCAUGUUUAUUUGCUAGUUCAACUUUUACGAAUCCUCUUUUAUUAUCCUUGGACUUGAGAUUUCUGCUGUUUGGUUUCAUUGUAGUUUAAUCAAAGUUUUUUUCUUAGAUUGUUGAAUUAUUAAAUUAAAAGUUGUUGCGUCUUUAUUAAAGGCACUAUAAAACUGA
Messenger RNA from Dalotia coriaria, 2281 nucleotides. RefSeq names its product lipid droplet-regulating VLDL assembly factor AUP1-like. NCBI's taxonomy places the organism in Eukaryota, Metazoa, Arthropoda, Insecta, Coleoptera, Staphylinidae. Gene Ontology annotation, cellular component: endoplasmic reticulum membrane. Gene Ontology annotation, molecular function: ubiquitin binding. The transcript is spliced from 4 exons. The record is from RefSeq and is a predicted model, not a curated record. The coding region runs from base 349 to 1599 and encodes 416 amino acids.